Molecule: messenger RNA, 5337 nt
Organism: Mesocestoides corti
Lineage: Eukaryota; Metazoa; Platyhelminthes; Cestoda; Cyclophyllidea; Mesocestoididae
Source: the annotation of a GenBank genome assembly
AUGGAGUUAACUGAUGGUCGGAUAUCGGAAUUUGGAUACUGCUUUUAUACGCCACAAGAAAUUCGGUCACUUUCUGUCCUAGAAAUAUCGUCAGAUGCGACUUUCGACAGGUUUACUAAUCGUGGUAUUGACGGAGGUCUACAUGACAUGGCACUUGGCCCAUGCAAUGAAAAAGAUAUUUGCGCUCAUUGUGGGCUCGGCUACGUCCAGUGUCCAGGUCAUAUGGGCCACAUAGAGUUUUUUAAACCGGUUUACAACCCAUUGCUUUUUGACCUCGUCGUUCGCCUCUUGAAAUCCUUUUGCUUCUCGUGCUUUAGAAUCUACAAUGUUGAUCUUCUAUCGGCCUGUUUAGAGCUACUCGGCUUGCCCGAUAUUUUACUUCCUAGCAAACCAAAGCCCUCAGAAAUAGAAGAUCUUAGAAGUUUACCUUCCGCUGAAUUGCGCAAGACUGCUAUUAGAGCCAUGUCUACCCGCCCGCGCAUUCCAUGCCGCAACUGCAGUUCCAAAGCGUGGAUACCAAAGCACAUAAACCACCAACAAAUCGUGAUGAGACCGGUAUCGGACUCCCGAAACUCAAGUGGCGAUGGAGAUACCGAACACGAGCCAGGAGAGCUGGAAUGUUGGGCUGCAAUAGAAGCACAGUUAUUGUGUGAUAAGGCCACCUCCCGCCCUGUAGUGUCAUUUGAGGAUAGUACCUCACAAACUACAAGGAUCGAAUUCGACGAUAUUGCUGAAUCCGUCCAGUUAGUCCGAGAUAUGCUUCGAUGCGUGUGGCUGCAGGAUUCUUCGAUUCUUCGGAUUAUUUUCCCGUUCCUUCAUGCUGCGUCGGCAAAAUUCCACUACGCGACCGAUGUUUGCUUUAUGGAGGUCAUGCCCGUCUCCCCAUCAUUUUGCCGAUGGCCUCGCAUGGUAAACGGAAUGGCAUACGAGCACCCAGCAACGGCGCUUUUCUCUCGUGUCAUCAAUCGGGCAAUCGCUCUUCGGCAAAUAGCCGAGUACUUGAAGGAAAAUGACUUGGUAGGACCACAAGGCCUCUCGAAAACCUCUGACGUUGUUUCGGCUGCCAAACAGGCCCAACUGUCGACGGUAGACGGAGCUGCCGGUCACAAAAUUUCGCCCACCUUAAUGACUGCAGAGCGUGCUACUGCCGCACUACACGCCUCGGUCAUAUUCCUGCAAGCCGCGGUAAACGCCGUCUACGACGUGAACAUUAGCGUCCUGCCCACUGGCUUUGAAUCGCGCACCAGAAAUGCCACCACGGUGCCCCUGCCGGGUUUGAAACAGCGCCUGGAGAAGAAGCAGGGUCUCUUCCGCAUGCACAUGAUGGGCAAACGUGUCAAUUACGCCUGUCGCUCUGUCAUCAGCCCCGACCCGAACCUUCGUGUGUUUGAGGUAGAGUUGCCACGCCUCGUUGACACCCGCAGCUUACAAAUAAGCCAGCAAAAGUUGAGCGGAAGCCUAAACAUCCAGACAAAAUUGUUUGGUGUUCUGCUCUUCAUUGUUGGCCUUGAAGCAAACACCUUCCUAACCAGCUUUAAUAUUCAGUUGCAGGUUGGUGUCCCGCUCUUUAUCGCCCUCAAACUAACCUUUCCGGAACCCGUGACGGCUCAUAGCAUUGGCAAACUGCGCCGACUCGUCAGAACCGGUCCCGACGUGUACCCGGGCGCCAUAGUCGUGCAGAUGCCCGACGGAUCCAAGCAGAUCAUCCCGCCGGGCAACUCGGAGCCUGCGGUCGCCCGCCGUCUCACCAUGUCCAAGCGUCUCGCCAUUCCACAAACCGGCGUGCACGACGGCAUGCCCAUGAUUGUGCACCGGCAUUUGGAGGACGGGGAUUACUUGGUGAUGAAUCGUCAGCCCACCCUCCACAGGCCCUCUAUUCAGGCCCACAGGGUGCGAAUAAUCCAAGCCCCUGGGGCGAAGACCCUGCGUCUGCACUACGCCAUUUGCAAGGCCUACAACGCCGACUUCGACGGCGACGAAAUGAACGGGCACUUCCCGCAGACCUACCAGGCCAAGUCUGAAAUGACCCAAUUGGCCGCUGUGCCGUAUCAGUACCUCGCGCCAAAGGACGGUUCUCCGCUCGGCGGUCUCAUCCAGGACCACGUUAUUGCCGCCGUGAAGUUGACCACCCGCGACAGGUUCUUCGAUCAGGACGAGUACCUCGAUCUCGUUUACAACGCCCUUUACGCCUCUGUGGCCGAGGACGGCUGUCUUCCCGAUGUGAUCCUUCUGCCUCCGGCUAUACUUAAGCCAAGUCGCCUAUGGACUGGAAAGCAGGUGGUCUCCACUCUCUUAAUGAACGUCGCACCAGCCGGCCUGCCGCAGUUAAACGCCCACAUCGAGGGACGCCGCACAAAAGUUGAGCUGUGGGCCGGCGUGCCGUUCUCUCGCGCCCGCAUCCUCUCCGACGUGGAUCUUGUCGUCGUUGGCGGGUACCUCGCCUCAGGCCUUCUCGACAAGGCGCACAUCGGCUCGGCCUCGGGUGGACUUGUGCACUGCUUCUACGAGGCCUACGGCGCCUGCGCGGCCUCACAGCUCCUCUCUGGCAUCUCCCGCAUGGCUGACCGGUUCCUGAAAAUCGCCAGCUUCACCAUGUCCCUUGCCGACAUUAUGCUCAACGAAAAAGCAGACAAGGAUAGGCGGAAACGCUUUAGGAAAAUGCAAGAUCUUGGGCUGUGUGCCUUUGCCGACGCCUUCGGAUUGACUGCGGACUCUUUGACGGAGGAGAAGGUGCAGACCCUCUACAGGCGGGCCCACUUUGCUUCGACAACCGAUGAAAUUUACGGCGGCAAAUUGGCCGCUCUCGACCGCGCUGUCAAGGACAGGAUCAAGCACUCCCAAGAUGCUGUCUGCGACUCAUCGAUCCCAUCGGGUCUCUACACGCCGUUCCCCGCCAAUUCCCUGCAGCUGAUGGUGCAUGUCGGCGCAAAGGGUGGCAUGGUGAACGCACAGCAAAUGUCAGUGGCCCUGGGCCAGAUAGAAUUGGAGGGUCGUCGCGUGCCCCUCAUGCUGAGCGGCCGGACUCUGCCCUCCUUCCCGCCCUACGACGUUCGUCCGCGUGCCGGUGGCAUGUGCACGCACCGUUUCCUCACCUCGAUGCCCCCACAGGAGCUCUUCUUUCAUUCGAUGGCAGGUCGAGACGGUCUCAUCGACACGGCCUGCAAGACCUCUCGCUCAGGCUACCUCCAGCGCUCGCUCAUCAAACAUCUUGAGGACCUCUCUGUGCAGUACGACGGAACCGUGCGUGAUUCGGGCGGCGGGGUAAUCCAGUUCCGCUACGGUGACGACGGCCUUGACGUCUGCCAGUCGGCGUUCUUGAAGCCUGCUGGAAUAAAUUUUUUCGCGGAAAACGCGGAGCUCCUGACGGAGCGUUGGCGUUGCCCCAACGACCCUGAGGUCUACCAAAAGAUGGCCGAGAACAAUCCCCUUUCUCCCGACCUCGCACAGAAGGUGGACGAGGUGGCCGUUAACCGACUCAAUGUACUGCAAAUGUCACUCAGCACGAAGAAACUUGCCCACCUACAGAAACGUCGUGAACGCGCUCAACGGAAGCUCACCGAGGCCGAUUACAAAACCGGCCUACCCGACCCACCAUGCACCCUAGCUGGAGAUCUACGAACAAUAGUCACCGCUAAAGUUAUACAAGGCCAGGUUCCACCGGGGGAGCCCGUGGGUCUUCUCGCGGCCCAAUCCAUCGGCGAACCCUCCACCCAGAUGACACUGAACACCUUCCACUUUGCGGGUCGCGGUGAAAUGAAUGUCACCCUCGGCAUUCCGCGACUGCGCGAGGUGCUGAUGGCGGGUUCGUCCGUCAUCGCCACGCCCUGCAUGGAGGUGCCGAUUCUUCCCAACCCAGUGGCCAAAGCCAAGGCUGAGCACAUCGCCCGUGGGAUGUACAAGUUGCGCCUCACUGAGGUCAUCAAACUGCCCCUGGGUGUGGAGGUCGACUACUCGUCGGACUCCUGCUCGCUCACCUUCAACCUGCUGCCCCUCUCGGCGUACGAGGCGCGCACCAACGUUCGCCCCCAGCGCAUCAUUCGCUUCUUCGAGCGCGUCCUCUUUGUGGACUUGAGCAAACGCCUGGCGCAGGAGCUCAAGGACCAGGGAAAGUCGAACGCGAUCGCGAGUUUCAAUCUCAGGGCGCUGGCACGCCAGCAGCAGGCAGAGUGGCAGGACGAUGGGGACGAGGCGGGCGGCCGACCUGGCGUUGGACACGACGAGUGGGGUGAAAAUGACGGCGCUGAGGCUGUCCGUCGACGUCGUCUUGAGGCCGAGGAUGAGGCGGAUCCCGAGGUCGGAGCUAGAAGUGGCCGAAACAACGCCAACGGCGAAGUCAUCGAUGAGGACGAUGACGAGGUCGCGGAGCUCCGUGAGAUCGGUGUUGACCCCGAGGCUGCUGCCGCUGCCGAGGACCAGGAAGCCGUCGGCGGGGAUGACGAUGCGGCGGAAACUUGGCAGGAUGUGGGGUCCUCUGCUUCUGCAAAUCUGCUUAACAAGAAGGCAAAUUUGCCAACUCCAUCAAAAGUUAAGGAGGUCACCGAAGCAAGCGGUGCUGAGGCCAUAGAAUUAGAGCGUGGGGAAGACGAUGAGGAGCAGGGCGAGGAGUUGGUUUUUGACAAUGAUGCUGAUGAUGGGGCCCAAGGGUCAGUGAAGGGCCUGGACCAAAGUCGAAUCAGUUUUGUGAAGAGUUUGCACCAUCGUUUUACUGACUACUCCUACGACACUCAACAGCCACCUUCAUGGGUGAAGCUGACCAUAUCUAUGUUCGACCCCAAGGAUGGCCGUAUAUCCAUAGACUUGCGCACUCUGGUGCAGCGCAUCGUCGGCAGGAGUGUGGUCUCCUCCGUCCCAAACAUCCGACAGGCCUUUAUCGAUAAAACUGACCCCUUGAAGUGGAUUCUUCGCGUUGAGGGCGUCAACGUUCCGGAGCUCUAUCGUUACGGUGAUGUGUUUGACCUCACCCAACUCUACACAAACCACGUGCACGUCAUGCAGGAGCACUUCGGGGUGGAGGCGGCCCGAGCCUCCCUCCAGCGCGAAAUCUCCGGCGUGUUCGACCACUACGGCAUUUACGUAAACCCUCGCCAUCUGGGCCUCGUUGCAGACUACCUCACCAAGACGGGCCUCUACCGGUCAUUCAACCGUCGCACCAUGGACUUCCAUCCCUCGCCAAUGCAACGCAUGACGUUCGAGACAGCCACGAGUGUGCUGAAAUCCGUUAUCCAGGAGGACUUAGUUGAAAGCACGGUCUCACCAUCGGGCAGUAUCGUUCCUGGUCAACUAACCCAUGGCUAUGGGACCACGUGUUUUGACCUUUUGACCCAACUCACCAUUUAA